Molecule: messenger RNA, 615 nt
Organism: Naegleria gruberi
Lineage: Eukaryota; Heterolobosea; Eutetramitea; Acrasida; Naegleriidae
Exons: 1
Coding region: 1-615 (204 amino acids)
Source: RefSeq, a predicted model, not a curated record
AUGGUCUUCGCCUCACUCCUUUUCCUCAUUUCCAUAACCAUCUUUUCCAUUAUCCUAAACUAUUCCGGACGAUUAUUAAGGAAAAAUCUCAAAAUCGCCAGAGAUCGAGUAGACUCCCUCAGAAAAACUCUCAACAAUCAGAAUGCAACUGAUAAGAGUUUGGAAUCGAGUUUACAAAUGAAAAAGAAGGCACUUCGAAAUGCAACUCUUUUACAAUAUGGAAUUACAAUUUCAAUGAUUAUUCAGUUUUGUGGGUUUGUGUUCAUUCCAUUUUCAUUGUUGUGGCCCUACUGCACGGUGAUUUUUCAUGGGUUUUAUAAUAUUGGAUAUGUUUGUUUAGUUUGCUUUCUAUUAGCAAUUUAUUCGCCACUUUAUCAAGUUCAAACUAUGUUUAGAAGGAUGAGUGUUUCGUCUCAGAAAAAGGAAUCUCCAAGAGCUGCUGUUAGUGUCGAAAGUGGUCCAAUAAGUCAAGAAUUAGAAACUGGAGCUCCAGUCAAUCGAUCCAUUAAUGAAAUGAUUUCAGAAAUGAGAGAUUUCAAGGCGAAGGAUAAGUCAAAUGUGGAUGAAUCAUACACAUGUGUUGAAAUUGUUGUGGAAGAUGAGCAACAAGUUUGA